Molecule: messenger RNA, 1393 nt
Organism: Sitophilus oryzae (rice weevil)
Lineage: Eukaryota; Metazoa; Arthropoda; Insecta; Coleoptera; Curculionidae
Product: inositol monophosphatase 3-like
Exons: 5
Coding region: 237-1094 (285 amino acids)
Biological process (GO): inositol metabolic process; phosphatidylinositol phosphate biosynthetic process; signal transduction
Molecular function (GO): inositol monophosphate 1-phosphatase activity
Source: RefSeq, a predicted model, not a curated record
AUAUUACGUCGAAUGAAAUCAUUCAUAACCAUAUGGUCGAUAAAAUUGCUAUAUAAAAUUAAACUAGUUAUUAAAAUAUAAUUAAAUAAAAAUUUAAAGUUGUAUACCGCGACUAAAGAGAACCAUGGCCAUUUAAUAUAUAUUAUCAAGUGGUUCAUGGCAAUAGAAAUACACAAGUGCACGUUCAAGUUUCAGUUGUACAGAAUCCAUUGUGAAAUAAAGAUUACGGAUUUGUCAUGAGCCAAACGGAUAUUCAGGAGUACUACGAUUUUAUUUUGCCGUUAGUUUUGGACGCGGGAAAGAUACUCUUAGAUGCGAAAGACAUAAAGGGAGAACUAAAAAAUGGUCUCGACUGUGACUUUGUUACACUAUUUGAUACGAAGAUAGAAGACAAAUUAAAGAAACAAAUCACAGCAAGCUAUCCAAAUCAUAAAUUUAUAGGCGAAGAAGAGUCUUCGGCUAAAAACGAAUGGUCUUUGACGAACGACCCAACUUGGAUAAUAGACCCGAUAGAUGGCACAGAAAACUUCAUGAGAAAAUUAAGGUUGUCUUGUAUUUCUGUGGCGAUGACUAUAAAUAAAGAACAAGUUUUCGGUAUCGUCUAUAACCCGCAUAUGGACGAGCUAUUCUCGGCUAUUAAAGACAAAGGUGCUUAUUUAAAUGGACAAAGAAUUUAUACCACCGGACAAACAGAUUAUACACAAUCAUUAUUUAAUUACGAAAUAUCCAUGGGUAGAAUGGGAACUUACUUCUACAAUUUAUACAUGUUCAGAUUAAAACAUCUCUUGCCAAAAGUGAUGGGAGUUAGGUGUUUUGGCUGUGCGGCUCUGGGAUUAUGCUACGUGGCCUGUGGACGGUUUGACGCCUACCAAUGCGACGGAUUGUACCCGUGGGACGCCGCUGCCGGAACCCUGAUAGUAAGAGAAGCGGGUGGUUUCGUCAUUGAUUCAUCAGGAAAGGAAUUUGACCUGAUGAAACCAAAUUUCUUGGCGACAUCAUCCAGAGAACUAGCCCAGGAUUAUUUAGAGAUAGAAAGAAUAGCGGAUAUGGAAAUGAAUGAAGCUGUUAAACGCAAUCAGGCAUUUGUGCCCUAAUUGUUCACUUAAACAAGUUUACGUGUAAAUUAUUUUCAGAAAUGGAAAUUACUUGAAAUAAUCAAUACAGCAAUAAUCAAACAAGAUUCAAUUUUUAUAUUAAGAUUAUAAAAGACAUAAAUUACGUAGGUAAUUAAUUAAAAAAUAGUCGUCAUUUCCAGGUCAGUCCCAAAGACCACAAGUUUAAGCUUACUGAAAAUAUCUAUAUUAAUCAAUACAGAUGCAUAUUAUACAAUAUGAUCGAAAAGAAACGGCGUCAGCAAUGGCUAUGAAAUAAAGAUCGCUGUCAUUUUAUAAGU